Molecule: messenger RNA, 1214 nt
Organism: Dacryopinax primogenitus
Lineage: Eukaryota; Fungi; Basidiomycota; Dacrymycetes; Dacrymycetales; Dacrymycetaceae
Exons: 5
Coding region: 123-926 (267 amino acids)
Biological process (GO): regulation of DNA-templated transcription
Molecular function (GO): zinc ion binding; DNA-binding transcription factor activity, RNA polymerase II-specific
Source: RefSeq, a predicted model, not a curated record
GGCGUUUCCCACUGCGGACACCGUCUUGAACAAGCUAGGCAGAUGUAGCGAUAUAAUGCCGUCCAGCUCGUUCAUCCCAGACAGCUCUUACGCACCGGCGCCCUCCUGGAUAACAAACGCUUAUGGAACCUUUUCCUGUCAACACGGUGGCCAUAACCGUCCUUUCGGCAGAGGAAGUGCAGAUUCUUCAGGAAAUGCAGCAGUAUCGGGAUGGACUUCGAAGGCGCUUUCAGUCCGCGCCCUUAGCCUGCCAUCGAUGCAACAGGCUGAAAGAACAAGGGGAUCUCUCAACUGAGCAGGAAGACUGUCCUAACUGUGGCCGAGACGAUUUGAACCGCAUUGGAGCACCUGCCCCUGAACCAGCUUCCCAGCGUACCCAAGCGUCUUUUCAUCGGGUUGCAAGAAUCCCACAGCACGCAUCUUCUUCCCCUGAAUCUGUCUUAAUAGCGGGAGGAGACUAUUCCGACAUCGAUGUGUCCGAUGCCAGCGGCCCUUCAGGAUGGUCGUGGUCCACUCCCACCUGGGAGUCACCAGGGUCUUCAUUCAAACCCAGAGCUUCUGCCUGCCUGAGUUGCAAAAGAUUGAAGAUCAAGUGCAUACGCCGGAGUAGGGGAACACGCUGUGAACCCUGUUUGGCAAACCAUGAGCGCUGUUUUGUUCAGGCUCGCUCUCCAAGAGAAAAGAGCCAGAGAUAUGUCGAUGAUACGCCAGCUGAAGACACGGACGAAGAUAUAACAAUGGAUGAACUAGGAGCGUACCUUGAGCCAGAAGACUGUCCUACGCCUGUCGAACAGUGUCAACGAGACGCUAUCGCGGAAGAACCUACAACCCAUCAACGAGCGAUUCCGCCGGAUCUCCAGAAACAGCCCAACCAUCCGCCUGGGGCAGUUUCCUACCAAGCACCGCAUGGAGACAGAGCCAGCUAACCGAAACCCCAUUUCUCAUCCUACCCGUCAAUCUGAUGACAACGAUGGUGGUCUGUAUCAGCAGAUACAUGUUCACUGCUGCUGGGAUGCGGGGGAUAGGUGACUGGUUUGGAGAGACGACGAAUACGAUGACGAAGAUUUUCGUGUUUUUCCUCACUGCGGUAGGACUUUUUAGGUUUGUAAUACAGGACACGCCGAUUCAAGUCGGCCCAUUAGAAGGAUGAAAUGCUACUAUAGUCACGUAGACUGGAGAAGGACUCGUUUUCUAUAUAAAUAGUCAAGAUGAAA